Messenger RNA from Bipolaris victoriae FI3, 1017 nucleotides. RefSeq lists its product as hypothetical. Gene Ontology annotation, biological process: protein ubiquitination; interstrand cross-link repair. The coding region runs from base 1 to 1017 and encodes 338 amino acids. Gene Ontology annotation, cellular component: nucleus. The transcript has a single exon. The record is from RefSeq and is a predicted model, not a curated record. Lineage: Eukaryota; Fungi; Ascomycota; Dothideomycetes; Pleosporales; Pleosporaceae. Gene Ontology annotation, molecular function: ubiquitin protein ligase activity.
AUGGAGAGAUUUAUCAACACUCAACUUCACCCAGUCGAUGCGUGCAGCAUCUGCACUGAGCCCUUCAGCACGACUCACCAACCUGUAGCGCUCCCAUGCCAGCAUAUAUUUGGCCACAACUGUAUUAAGAAAUGGCUUACCAGCGGGCGAGGCAACACAAAUGCCUGCCCAACAUGUCGCCAUAUCUUAGUCCCGAAGCCCAACCCCCGGGGCUCCUUCAACGUACAGUCGAUAUGGCAGGAACUUUGUCACCAACCCAACGAGCGUCUCCAAGUCUUCAUGCGAAAACUUUGGUCAGGCCUCCAGAACCUCUGGAAAAGCCACCCCAGAGGCUCCUUUUCCGUAACCUCCAUCCUCAACCAAGCCAUCAUCCCCGCCCUCACACACACAAUCCGCACCACACGUCCCUCCCCAGACCAAACCCCCGAUCCAGUGCUGGACUGCUACAACCUCAUCUCUGCAUCCUGGGACUCCUUAGGGAGACCCGACAUCGCUGCCGGUCUCGCCAUCCCCCUCGUCCGCCUCGCCCGUCUAACCGCGAACGCAGGCGCCGUCCUUCUCAAAUGGCUCACAACAAGCUCGCGUACAAAUCGCCUCAUCUGGCGCGCAAACGCCUGUAUCCCCUUAAACUCCGAUCACAUCUCCUGGGACUUCAUCAUGCAAGCCGCCGCACCGGCUUCCGUCCGCUACUUCGACCUGCUGCACCUCUACACCGUGCUGAUCAGCCAGGGCAUCGCGCAUUUCCCCGCUCCACACCCCUUUCCUUCCCGCAGACACGAAGUCGUGAAUUUAGUAGUCGAGCGGUGCUGUAGUAAGAUUGGGGGUGGAGGGUGUGCGUGGAGGGGGAGGCCGAGUAGUGAGUUUAAGGAUGUGCUUGUGGGGGUUUAUGAGGAGUUGAGACGGUGGCAGGGGGAGAAGGGGAGGAUGAGUUUGAGGGGGAGUUAUGAGGAGGAGGGGGUUGUGAGGGGGGUUUGGGCACUGAGUGUGUGGGGUAAGGAGAGGGUGGCGAGCGCUUGA